Molecule: messenger RNA, 1122 nt
Organism: Arabidopsis arenosa
Lineage: Eukaryota; Viridiplantae; Streptophyta; Magnoliopsida; Brassicales; Brassicaceae
Source: the annotation of a GenBank genome assembly
AACGAUCCGUGUCAAAAAGCUAAAAAACCCAGUAUCGCGGGAUUAGGUUGGCGCCAUAACACUAAGAAAACAAGUUUCGUUUCCCUCUCAAUUUCCUCCCUUUUCUUCUCCACCGAGUCUCUCCAACAUUUCUCAUCGAAAACGAAAAGUUUUCACAGAGAUUUUUCUAUCUUAAGAGACCGAGCAAAGGAAGAGAAAUGGCUGGACCAUCGACGACUUCAAACGCACCAAAGCAGAGGAAGAGAGUCGAAGCCGAAACUAGCACCAACGCCUCUACUACCUUACGUCGCGCUAAAGAUGGAAGCGCUUUCGCUCUCUGUGAAGGAUGUAACAAGAGUGUAGCUGUAGCACUUAUAAGCAUGCACAAUUGCAGUCUCGAUGCUAAGAUCAGAGUCAAUCUCGAAGCUCAAGUUGUUGAGACACAAGCAGAGGCUAAGAAGAAACCUGCAGAGAAGAAGAAGACAACAGCUGAUGGACCUAAGCCAAAGAGACUUAAGAAAACCAAUGAUGAGAAGAAGAGCUCUUCUACUUCAAACAAGCCUAAGCGACCUCUUACCGCUUUCUUUAUCUUCAUGAAUGAUUUCCGUAAAACUUUUAAAACAGAGCAUAAUGGUUCAUUAGCUAAGGAUGCUGCAAAGAUCGGUGGUGAGAAGUGGAAGUCUUUGACUGAGGAAGAGAAGAAAGUUUAUCUGGAUAAAGCUGCUGAACUAAAGGCAGAAUAUAACAAGUCACUGGAAAGCAAUGAUGCUGAUGAGGAAGAGGAGGAUGAAGAGAAGCAAUCUGAUGAUGUUGAUGAUGCUGAGGAGAAACAAGCUGAUGAUGUUGAUGAAGCUGAGGAGAAAGAAGUUGAGAAAACAGAUGAUGACAACAAAGAAGCUGAAGGUAAAGAAGAGGAGGAAGAAGAGAUUUUGGAUGACUACUAGAGAUGUUAUGCUUGCUCUUGGGGGUCUAGUCUUAUUGAAAUGGAUUUAUCUCUAAUCGUUUUGAUGCAUUGUAAAUGAAGCCUUUUAGUAUCGUGAAAGUAGUUUAUCUGAAGGUAAGUUGUGAGCAAGUGGGUUUUUUGUAGUUCACUGAAAUGGUAAUUUCUUUUGUUUAAACAAGUAAUGAAGCUUAUGUUUUUCG